AUGUACAGAAUCUGUGUUGCUACAAAGUCGAUUGCACCCCACGCGUGGAGUGCUUCGCGGGUGGUAGGUUGCGACAAUGUCAUAUUGUUUGAGAUUGCCGGUGGUGCGCCCGAUAUUGAUGCAAAGGAGUGGCUUGACAUUACAUACAUGGCAGUCACAAAGAAGAGCGCCAUUGAUUCAUUCUCAAAGGCUUCAUAUCGAUGGCAGGACACGCUUAUCGAACGAUCUCAUUCCGGCAUUUUCCACCUGUUGCCUCUCGGCCUGAGGGUUCAAGACAAGCUCAUCCAUCUGGUUGAUCGCUACAUGCGCGGGCUGGGAGCAUCGCGAGUCCAUCUGUCUACCAUAUCAUCCGAAUCACUCUGGGAGCAGAGUGGCCGCCUCAACAAGAUCGGUUCAGAGCUCUUCCGCUUCAGCGACCGCAAGGAAGGGAAAUAUAUUCUGAGCCCUACUCAUGAAGAAGAAAUCACAUCUCUGGUGGCGCACUCUGUGAAGUCAUACAAGAACCUACCCUUGAGGCUAUAUCAAACAACACAGAAAUAUCGAGAUGAACUCCGCCCUCGUCACGGCCUUCUUCGCGGGCGGGAAUUCGUUAUGAAAGACUUGUAUACCUUUGACUACUCUGUGGAUGCAGCACUAGAAACCUACGAAGAAGUGCGAGAGGCAUACUCGCAGAUAUUUAUCAAGGAGAUGAGACUCCCCGUCCUCGUGGCUCAGGCGAGCUCCGGCGAUAUGGGCGGCAGCUUGAGCCACGAAUACCAUAUUCCCACGGCGCUUGGCGAAGACCACGUCAUGAGCUGCCACAGCUGCGGCUAUGUCGCCAAUGAGGAGCUUGCUGAGAGCCGUCUGCCUCCUGCUCCAUCUGAUGACGGCGCCUACCAGCCAAGAGCGUGGAGAGGGAUAUCAAAAGACCGCAAGACCCUCGUGCAAGUCUGGUUUGACUCGAACCAAGCUUCCGAGGAAGACGUCAGCACCCACGCCAUCAAGCAGGUCUUCCCCGAUCUUGAUUCCGGGGUCGAGGAUCCAAUGCCUUUCUGGACGGCCGCAAUCAAGGAAUACACUACUACGGAGGAUUCUUCGGUCCGCGUCAUCAAUAUAUUUGAUUGCAGACUUCCCAAAGGCAAGAGCACGACACCCAGCAACCCGGACAACCUCGAAGGCUUGAGCCGCCUUCCAGUAACCAACUACCAGGAAGACACCGUCAACCUACUCCGUAUCAGAGAAGGUGACGCAUGUCCUAGCUGUGACGAUGGCACGCUCAAGGUGCAGAAAGCCAUCGAGUUAGGCCACACUUUCCACCUCGGGACGCGAUACUCGGAACCGCUCGGCGCCAGCGUCAGCGUGCCCGCACGCCUGCUUCCCGAAAAUCAUGGCAAUGAGUCCCGGAGCAGCGAAGAGACCGCCAUAGUGCCCAUCCAGAUGGGCUGUCACGGCAUCGGUAUCUCGCGCAUCAUCGGCGCGGUCGCAGACCACCUCGCCGACGAGAGGGGGCUCAACUGGCCGCGCGUCGUUGCGCCGUACCACGUUGUGGUCGUGUUCAACGCCAAAGAUGAAAGCCUCGCCGGGGAUGUGGAGAAGGUCUACGACUCGCUGGUGACCGGCGGCCAGACAGAAGAAGAAGUCGAUGCCAUUAUCGAUGAUCGGCAGGACGCCAACAUGGGCUGGAAGCUCAAGGAUGCGGACCUCGUCGGGUACCCUGUCAUUGUGGUGCUCGGCAGGGAGUGGAAGGCUUCUCAACGGCUGGAAGUGCAAUGUAGGAGGCUCGGCUACAAAGAGCUGGUGCCAAUGGAGGAUCUAAGGUCUCGCGUGGAAGCCCUGCUGAACCAGCUCUAG
Diaporthe amygdali is the source of this 1830-nucleotide messenger RNA. RefSeq lists its product as uncharacterized. The record is from RefSeq and is a predicted model, not a curated record. The transcript is spliced from 6 exons. Gene Ontology annotation, molecular function: proline-tRNA ligase activity; ATP binding. Lineage: Eukaryota; Fungi; Ascomycota; Sordariomycetes; Diaporthales; Diaporthaceae. Gene Ontology annotation, cellular component: mitochondrion; cytoplasm. Gene Ontology annotation, biological process: prolyl-tRNA aminoacylation. Bases 1 to 1830 code for a protein of 609 amino acids.